Molecule: messenger RNA, 2022 nt
Organism: Symbiodinium sp. CCMP2456
Lineage: Eukaryota; Dinophyceae; Suessiales; Symbiodiniaceae
Source: the annotation of a GenBank genome assembly
AUGGCAUAUUUCUCAUUGCGUAUCCAUGUGUCCCUUCGUGGGGAAGCGACAGUCUCCGCCUUCGAAUAUGCUAACAACCUUGAUCACAGCGAUCUGUUUCUUUGGAGCCGGUGCUGCUCAAGCAGUUCGGAGCGCAUGACCAUGCGCCCGGCUUGUUGUGGCCGACUCGGAAGAGACGACACCCCUCUGGCACACUUUGCCGAUGCCCUCAAGUCUGAGAGCAGAGGAGCUUCAAGGCAACUGUUGGCAACGGGCCGGAUACCGGUAACUUUUCCAAUGUAUGUGAUCCUCACGGAUGUCUUGUUCAAGAUGACCAAGUUCAAGAAACAUGAGGAGCUGAAGGCAGAAGGGGGGCUCGUUCGGUUUACCAGUGACCUGGGGAAUGCGAUUUUUGUGUCGCACGAGUGGGCAGGUGAGGCCCAUCCGGAUCCAACAGGCGAGCAACUAAAGGUGCUGCAAGCAGCUUUGAAGGCCCUGCUGUUCGAUGCUACCAGCAUUCCCGUUGACAUCAAUACAAAUAUACUUUUCGGCAAGCAGCCGGGUGUCUUCACAAGCGAGAUGAGGGCUCGACCGCUUUUCGUUUGGUAUGAUUACUGCUCCUGUCCGCAAGCGGGUGCCAUGCACGUUAUGGAAGAGCAGCAGAAAGCCAUUGACAGCAUUCCGGCCUACGUUGAGAGUUGCAAUUAUUUCUUCAUUUUGUGUCCGCAGAUUCGACACAGCAAGAAGGAUCUGUUGCUAUCGAAGUCAAGCUGGGGCAUGCGAGGUUGGUGCAGGCUUGAGAGGCUGGCAAGCCAACUGAAACUGCACGGCGCAUCGUGUUUGAUUGAGGUACGCAGCGGAAAGCACCAAACUCUUACCGUACCGUAUGAAUACCUCAGAGAGCCCGUCUUUGAGGGCGUGUUCACCCUGGAUGCAGAUAGGGCACGCAUUGUGGGUGUCGUUCAGAGCCUGAUCAAAAACAGGCUGGUGUCUUACUUGGUCGCAGGCGAUUUUCACAAUUAUCGCAUGCUCUUGAAUCUGCAGCAUGUGCAUUUUCGCGGCAGCCCUGUCGAACCCAUCCGCGACCUCGUGCCAGGUUUCAGAAGCCAAGAGCUCGACCCAAGUAAGUUUUUCCUCGACGAAUAUCUGCAUGAAGCAGGCUUUGAGGACGCCGAGAGGCGAGUGGAGAGCGGGUGGACACCACUAUGCUACGCGGCAUUAGGAGGAAACCCCUUGAUCAUUUCAGCCUUGCUUGAACUACAGGCAUCUCCAAAUGAUAGCAUCCAUAAGGGGGAGAAGAACCUAGCCCUAACGGCCGGCACUUCCGUGCUCACCAUUGCGGUUGUUUUCCGGCAUAGUGAAGCCAUUCGAGUUCUACUGGAGCAUCGGGCAGACGUGAAUGCCAGAGACAAGACCGGAUCCACAGCAAUGCACUAUGCAUGUGCAAGCAAAAACAUGGACGCCGUUGACAUUUUGCGUGCUGCUGGAGGCAGCACCACAAUACAAAACAGCCUGCACCUCUCAUCGCUGGCCUUGUCUGGAGGCGCUGGUGGAGGAGAAGGGUCCGUGGACGUCAUCAGGGCACUGCUGCAAGAUGCUCCGCGCGCCGAAGUUUCCAGAGCUCUUCACUCGUCAAUCUUGUUCGGCGCCGCUUCAGCAGAAGUUGUUGCUGCACUGAUCGAAGCGGAUGCUGACAUCGACAAGCCCCUGGCCUUCCCUCUGCGGAGUCCAAUUAGCAUAGCAUUUGCAGUUCUGAGCGCCAUGCAUCUGUGGCGCGCUACUCCGACCACCAUGUAUGCGUACCACCAUUCGGGUGCAACCCCUUUGAUGUGCAGCAUACUGUGUGGUUCCUUCGAAGCAGCGGCGGUACUCCUUGCUGCUGGGGCGAGAGUAGACAUCCGGAACCGUCGCGGCAAAACGCCUGCAGAUUUGGCUGAGUUGCUGUCUGCGCCUGAAUUUAUCACUUCGGGCAUACAGGGGAAGGUGAGCACCUGCGAGGACUUGGUCGUGAAAUGUUUCACCACUCAGUCUGUGGCAUUCUAG